Messenger RNA from Anopheles nili, 1469 nucleotides. Its product is annotated as vesicular integral-membrane protein VIP36. The annotation marks the transcript as partial. Lineage: Eukaryota; Metazoa; Arthropoda; Insecta; Diptera; Culicidae. Gene Ontology annotation, cellular component: Golgi membrane; endoplasmic reticulum membrane; endoplasmic reticulum-Golgi intermediate compartment. Gene Ontology annotation, molecular function: D-mannose binding. The record is from RefSeq and is a predicted model, not a curated record. Gene Ontology annotation, biological process: endoplasmic reticulum to Golgi vesicle-mediated transport; endoplasmic reticulum organization; Golgi organization. The transcript has 3 exons.
UUGUUUUUGUUGUUUGUGCAGCACAGUUCCCAACAAGGUGAUUUUAAUGAUUAUAUGAAACGAGAACAUUCCUUGUUCAAACCGUAUCAAGGAUCGGGUAUGACAAUACCAUACUGGGACUUUAUAGGAACUACUUUUGUGACAAAUUCUUAUGUUCGCUUAACGCCGGAUCAGCAGUCCAAAAAUGGUGCCAUUUGGAAUCACGUGCCAUGCACCUCGAUAAAUUGGGAGCUCCAAGUCAAUUUCAAGGUUCACGGCAAAGGGAAAGACCUUUACGGUGACGGUUUUGCGCUUUGGUACGCCCGCGAUCGACUCCAAGCGGGUCCGGUCUUUGGCAGUAAGGACAACUUCAUGGGAUUAGCCAUCAUCCUAGAUACGUACAGUAAUCAUAAUGGACCACAUAACCAUCAUCAUCCAUACAUUAGUGCGAUGAUAAACAAUGGUAGCCUCACGUACGAUCAUGAUCGCGACGGUACGCACACACAAGUGGCAGGGUGUGAGGCAAAAUUCCGAAACGCAGAGUUUGACACACAAAUUAACAUUCGCUACGAGAACGAUGUGCUAACCGUUUUUACGGAUCUUGAAAACAAGGCUGCCUGGAAAGAGUGUUUCCGAGUGGAAGGAAUCAAGUUGCCUACGGGGUACUACUUUGGUGCUUCGGCAACCACAGGCGACCUUUCUGAUAAUCACGACAUUAUAUCAAUCAAGUUUUAUGAGCUCGAAGCACCCUCGCUUUUGGCAGAAGAUCGCCGUCAGAUAGUGCCUUCAGCAGCCACUUUCGAGCAGCCUCGCCAACACAAAGACGAUCCCAAACCGGGAAUGUCGAACGUGAAAAUUUUCUUCCUCAUCCUCCUAACGAUGCUGAUUGUCGUGGUACUGGUGGUGAUUGGAAUCAUGUUCUAUCAGAAGCAUAAAGAAAACGCCCGAAAACGAUUCUACUAGUGAAGCAAACGAUCGAUUGUGCUGCAAGCGGCCAAAUCGUAUACACUCGAGUAAAAAGACCAAACAUAGAAUAACCUGCAGGAUUUAGUUGCAUGUAACGAAUACCGAAGGAUUAGGCGUCUGCAACUAAUUCUAAGGAUCCUUGUAAGAGGAUUUAUUAAAUUCUAGCAGUGAAGUAAUACGAAUGAAUUUGUUUAUUUAGAAUCACCAUCACCAUUUUAACCUAUCCCUACUGUAUAUGACUACAAUUUGUUUCCAUGACUGAAGGGUUAAUAGGUCUACUGUAAAUUUUUCUUUCUUUUCUUGCUAUUUCAUUGUGUGAUGUUGUGUAAUACUGAAAUUUUCUUUAUAUUGGGAAAAUAUUUUUUCGGUAACAUUUUCUUCCUUAAAGCAAGGUUGGGAUUAAUAAUACUGAAGAUAUAAACUGAAUGAAUUUCUCUGGGUUGCAAUUGUAGCUCAUUUGUGAAGUCGAGGAAUUAGAAAAGAAAUCAAAGGUAUACGAAAAUUUAUUUAAUCGAUCAAACGAA